AUGAUAUAUUUAAAAACGUUACUAAACGUAAUAGACAACUCAGGAGCUCAAGUAGUAGAAUGCAUAAAAGUAUUACGUCACAACCCCAAAUCAUGCGCUCAUAUAGGUGAUCAAAUAACAUGUGUUGUAAAACAAGCAAGACCAACAACCACUGAAGGAGCAGCAGCAUCAAAUCGUGUGAAAAGAAGAGAUAUAUGUCGUGCUGUUGUUGUAAGGCAGAGGGCUCCCUUUAAAAGACCAGAUGGAUCAGUUAUUAGAUUUGAUGAUAAUGCUUGUGUUUUAAUAAAUAAAAAUGGUGAACCUUUGGGGACAAGGAUUAGUUCUGUUGUUGCUAAAGAAUUAAAAGAUUUGAAUUAUAGUAAGAUUGUUUCCUUAGCUCCAAAGACUUUUUAG
Messenger RNA from Lodderomyces jiufengensis, 393 nucleotides. Its product is annotated as mitochondrial 54S ribosomal protein uL14m. The coding region runs from base 1 to 393 and encodes 130 amino acids. Gene Ontology annotation, molecular function: structural constituent of ribosome; large ribosomal subunit rRNA binding. The transcript has a single exon. Gene Ontology annotation, biological process: translation. Lineage: Eukaryota; Fungi; Ascomycota; Pichiomycetes; Serinales; Debaryomycetaceae. The record is from RefSeq and is a predicted model, not a curated record. Gene Ontology annotation, cellular component: ribosome; mitochondrial large ribosomal subunit.